Molecule: messenger RNA, 1844 nt
Organism: Paraphaeosphaeria sporulosa
Lineage: Eukaryota; Fungi; Ascomycota; Dothideomycetes; Pleosporales; Didymosphaeriaceae
Product: cytochrome P450
Exons: 3
Coding region: 172-1701 (509 amino acids)
Molecular function (GO): oxidoreductase activity, acting on paired donors, with incorporation or reduction of molecular oxygen; monooxygenase activity; heme binding
Source: RefSeq, a predicted model, not a curated record
GUGACUGUGCGCAUCCCGAGUGUCCCGCACUAACGAACAAGUGCUAGGUGCAUCCCAGUCAAGCAGGUGCCUCGGUUCCUUUGUUCUCACCUCACUGUCCUCUUUUAACUUGUGCAUUCCUACAGUGGAGUGAAUACCAGGACCCCAACCGGUCUCUGACCAUAACUCACCAUGUUUGAAUACCACGGAACCACCAUCACGACGCCGCAACUGCUUGGCGGCCUUCUCAUUCUCUUUAUUGGCUACAGAGUCGUUGCCAGGUUCUCCUACGAUGCGAAGCUUCGCAAGCUGGGUGCGCGAGCACCUAUUCGCAGGACAUGGCUUCCCUUGGAACUCGAUCUGGCCUACAAGAUCGUGAAAGCUGCAAUCGACGACAAGAUGUAUGAGUUCUGGCUGAACACUUUCCAGACUUACUCUCGUAACGGCUGCUACACAAUCGAAACUGGAAUAGGCGAGCGGGUAGUUAUGACGGCUGAUCCUGAGAACAUCAAAGCGAUCCUGGCCACUCAAUUCAAGGAAUAUGGCAAGGGAGAGCAGUUUCACGCGGACUGGGAUGAUUUUCUUGGAGAUGGUAUCUUCAAUACUGAUGGACAACUCUGGCACAACUCGCGACAGUUGAUUCGCCCGCAGUUCAUCAAAGACAGAUUGAGCGAUAUUGAGAUCUUCGAAGAGCAUGUGCAGAAGCUCAUGGUCAAGUUGGGCCAAGGGGAAGUGGACAUGAUGGACAUGUUCUUCAGGUUUACUCUUGACGCCGCCACUCACUUCUUGCUCGGUAGCGACAUCGGCAGCAUCGACCAACCUCAGACAGCUUUCGCUGAUGCCUUCACCCGAGUUCAACACAUCCAGAGCUUGAUAGCAAGAGUCGGUCCCUUGAACAAGUUCAUACCCCGCAAGCGUAUGGGCUUCUACUCCUCCCUCAAUGUCUUGGACAACUUUGUGAACAUGUACAUUGAAAAAGCACUCGCUCUCUCCCCUAGCGAGCUUGAGGAAAAGAGCAAGCACGACUCUGGUUACACGUUUCUGCAUGCGAUUGCUGGGUACACACGCGACAGGAAAGUGUUGCGCGACCAGCUGGUCUCUAUUUUGCUUGCUGGUCGCGAUACUACGGCUUGCACCUUGACCUGGGUCAUCUAUGAGUUGUCUCGCCAACCUCACAUAAUCGCAAAGCUACGCCAGGAGAUCAUCGAUACAGUGGGCUUGGACCGACAGCCGUCUUACCAGGACCUGAAGGAUAUGAAGUACCUUGGACACAUCAUCAACGAAGCUCUACGUCUCUACCCAGUUGUUCCGUACAACGUUCGCUUUUCACUUCAGGAUACUACACUACCAGUUGGUGGAGGACCCGACGGCACUCAGCCCAUCGCCGUGCCGAAGAACACACCCAUCGGCUACUCGACACUAAUCAUGCAGCGUCGUCCUGAUUUGUACCCGCCCCCGGAGACGGGCUUUCCUGCUGUGGAUAAAUUUGUUCCCGAACGAUGGGACAGCUGGACUCCGAAAAGCUGGACAUACGUGCCGUUCAAUGGUGGGCCGAGGAUCUGCAUUGGGCAGCAGUUUGCUCUUACAGAGAUGGGAUACACGAUUGUCAGACUGUUCCAGAGAUUUGAGACGGUGGAAAAUCUGAUGGGAGAUGAAGUUGCAGGGAUGCAUGCUGAUAUUGUGCUGCAGCCGUCGAACAAGAUCAAGGUGCUAUUUAAGUAGAAUGACCAUGAAUGGAAGAUGAAAAGUUGGCCUACAAUGCUGCUGGUGUCGAGUUGAUGAUGUUUGGAUAUCUCUAUCCUAGAGAAUAUAGGGUGCUUUCCGAAGACCGAUUUCGGACUUGUAAUCAUAAUCGUACAGCUGUG